GGCUAGUUCAACAUGGCUUUAAACCUGAGAAGCCGAGUGUGGUGAUGUGCAACGCUGGAGUGCAGGCUUGCAUGCUCGCAUAUGCAAUUCACAGCGUAUUUCCAAAUAGCCCAAUCCAAGUGUACAAUGGAUCGAUGGGAGAGAUGAAAGUACGUAAUCCCAAGAGAAUAUCGGCUGUUAUGGAAAACGUUUGAAA
Molecule: messenger RNA, 196 nt
Organism: Cylicostephanus goldi
Lineage: Eukaryota; Metazoa; Nematoda; Chromadorea; Rhabditida; Strongylidae
Source: the annotation of a GenBank genome assembly